Chara braunii is the source of this 1749-nucleotide messenger RNA. The record is from the annotation of a GenBank genome assembly. Lineage: Eukaryota; Viridiplantae; Streptophyta; Charophyceae; Charales; Characeae.
CCGAACGAUCGCUACAAAUCCCCGUUCAAGACGCGGUACGGACAUUUUGAGUGGGUGGUCAUACCUUUUGGCCUCACCAACGCCCCGACGACCUUUCAAGUGGCAAUGGCCAACGAGUUUCAUGCAAUGUUGGACCGGUUCGUGCUGGUCUACUUAGACGACAUUCUCAUCUAUAGUCGGGCAUUGGAGGAUCAUCUUGAGCACCUUCGACGAGUGUUGGAGACGCUCGGUCGCGCCAAGUACAAAGCCAACCGCGACAAGUGCGAAUUUGUCCGGCAAGAGCUGGAAUACUUAAGCCAUUUCGUCACACCGGAGGGCAUCAGUCCGUUGUCGGACGGGAUUCAAUCCAUCCAAGAGUGGCCGGAGCCGCGGAACGUCACGGAUGUCCGUUCAUUCCUUGGCCUUGCCGGCUACUACCAACGUUUUAUCAAGGGAUACUCGAAGAUCGCGACCCACUUGACCAAGCUUCAAUGCGAGGAUCGGUCGUUUGACUUCGGAAAGGAUGCGCGAGAAUCAUUUUUGGCUCUCAAAGCUACGCUAUUAUCUGCGGAGGUCUUGCGCACAUACGACCCACUAUUGCCAACACGCGUCACUACGGAUGCGUCCGGCUAUAGCAUUGGUGUCGUCCUCGAACAACACGAUGGCGUGGACUCGCACCCAGUCGAGUACUUCAGCAAGAAAGUGCCCAUCGUGCACUCCAUUGAUGAUGCACGCAAGAAGGAGCUCCUAGCCUUCAUCCACGCGCUCAAGUGGUGGCGGCACUUCCUCCAUGGUCGAAGUAAAGUCCGAUGGGUAACGGACAACAAUCCGUUGGUCUUCUACAAGACCCGAGACACUGUCAAUAGCACCAUCGCCCGUUGGAUGGUUUUCAUCGACCAAUUCGACUUCUUUCCCGAUCACAUUCCGGGGAAGUCUAACCGUUUUGCGAACGUCCAGAUCAUUGUACCACAGUCUAUUCGAACUUCGAGAUCGAUGACGGCUUGUGGGACAGUUUCAUCCGCGGCUACCAAGCCGACCCCGAGUUUUGUGAAAAGAACGCGAAUUGCUCCUCUCCUACUCCAGUGCCUUCACUACCGGAUCCAAGAGGGGUACUUGCUUGUCCACACGCGGGGGAAGGACCUUCUUUGCGUACCGAGUGACUCUCACUUGCGUACACGGCUUCUUGGCGAGUUCCACGGUGCUCCCGCCACCGCACAUUUUGGAGUCAAUCGAACGAUUUGCCGACUUCGCGAGCGCUUUUGGUGGCCCGGCCUUCUCGGCGACGUCACACGCUAUUGUGAGUCAUGCGAGGUUUGCCGACGCUGCAAAUCCCGCAACCAUUGUCUGUACGGCGAGUUGCGACCAUUACCGGUCCCCUUGCGCCGAAAGGAAGCGAUUGCCGUGGACAUUCCCCAAGCACAAGACCGGUCUGGAUGGGAUUCUCACGGUGAUCGACCGACUCACCAAGUUCGCUAUGUUUUUGCCAUGCCGCUAUCAUGCCAAGGCACCGGAGUUGGCCGAAGUUCUUUACGCCAAUUGGAUUCGAACCAAGGGUUACCCCAAGGAAAUCGUCUGCGACCUCGACACUCGGUUCAUGUCCGAUUUUUUGUUGGCGCUCAUCAAACUAUGGGGCUCAUCUCUCAAGCCAAGUUCGACUCGCCACCCCCAAAUUGAUGGCCAAACGGAGAGGGCGCAUCAGCCGCAUAGGUUCUCCUUCGCACUCUCAUCCGUCCCGACCAAAAGGAUUGGGUUGAGCGGAUGCCGGAUGUC